Molecule: messenger RNA, 939 nt
Organism: Symbiodinium sp. CCMP2456
Lineage: Eukaryota; Dinophyceae; Suessiales; Symbiodiniaceae
Source: the annotation of a GenBank genome assembly
AUGUUUUCUUUCUUUACCGUCCACACUCAGAACUUGGCAACGGAAGUCGACUGCAACCUCCCGAGUUACUUUCCGGAUGGGCACAAGGUCUUCUGUCGCUGGGACAAGCAAGAUGUUCCGGCACUGGCGCCGGAGGCACGUCUUGCCCGGUGCGCCCAACGAAGAUGCUUGGAAAUCCAAGUCAGCGGCACCUGCUGCUACGAUUGGUCAGCGAUGAACCAGCAUGCCCUCAAGUCCAAGGGUCCAUCGCAGAUUUCUUUCUUUUGGUGGAAGGAGGGCCUGAAAGCCCACCAGCCGGACUUGGUCUUGCACGAGAAUGUCCUGAGGUUCCAGGUGGAGCAUCUCCUGGAGGGGAUCGAAGACUUGUACACUGCCUUCGAGUUCCGCAUUUCACCGUGGCUUGGCGCAAAAGAAAUGUAUCAUGUGAUUCUGUCGAGUACCGAGUGCACUGACGGGCGGCCCAGGCGUUUCACAGCUUUAGUCCAUCGUCGAUGGCACUGUUCCGCUUCGCAGGCCGACUUUGAUUUUCAUUUCGGCGCUUGUGCGUCCAUGACGGGCAGCGAUCUGCUGGCCAUGCCACCAAGCAUUGUGCAGGAGUACUUCCGAAACAAGCUUCGUCAGAAACACUGUCACACGGAAGGCCUUCUGACGUCAUCUGAUUUCACAAAGGUGCUGACUCCGCGGCAGAAAGGCGUUCUGCAGAAGUUUCAGGAGCUCUCUGCCAACGCCGUGGGCGACCUGGAGGACGACUUCUUGGUCGACUUGUCCCAGACCGACGAGUGGACCACGGCCUCAAACGAUGCUCCAUGCCUCCUGCGCGGAUCCUUGAUCUGGAGCCACAAGCUGCAGCGCACGGCCUUGCCAGCAGAACAUCUGCUGCUGCAAGGCAUCCCGUUGCUGCAGGACAACAGUGCCUGGAAGAAGUUCGUGUUUGACAAA